AGAGACUUCACGUGAGGGGGGCGUGUCCGCGUCCGCUCGGGUCAAACAGCCGAAGCUUCCGCUCUCUGGCGUCACUCACAUGUAGCCCAACAUGGCCCCUGGCAGCCGGGCUGUUGUGGUGGCGGCGCUCUCCCUCCUCUACCUGAGCCGGGCGAUCUUCUCCUCCGAGUAUUUCUCCACUCUCACUUUGUUCGACAACGAGCUCCACAAGCAGGGAUGCAGCUCUCUGUCCGAGUGGGAAGAAUACGCGGCAGACUGCGAGUCUUCGAUUUUACAGUUGGAAGACCCAGACUGCGAGGAGGGAAGCAACCCGCCCUGCGAGUCAGUCUUCUCACUUAAUGCAGAGAAGAUCCUGAACCAGGCCAAGUUGUUUAUAGAACAGAAAAAAAUCCCCUUCCCAGUAGAUAACCUCAACACAAACGAAGAACUCGCUAUAGGCUACGUUCUGAUAGGCAACGGUCUUUAUGAUGAAGCCAUCAAACACUUCUCACUCUUAUUACAGGGUGACCCAGAGCUGGUCAGUGCCAUCUAUGGGAGAGGGAUAGCUUACGGGAAGAAAAGUCUACAGGACAUAAAGAAUGCUGACUUGGCGUUGUACGAGCUCAACCGAGUCAUCACUCUGGAGCCUAACUGGCCAGAGGUCUACGAACAGAGAGCAGAGAUCCUGUCUCCUCUGGGUCGUAUCAGUGAGGCUCUGGCCGAUCUGACCAAAGCCAUCCAGCUUCAGCCCUCAGCCCGUCUCUACAGACACAGAGGAACACUGCUCUUCAUCUCAGAGGACUAUGUGGCGGCGAUGGAAGACUUCCAGCAGUCUUUAGAGCUGAAGAAGAAUCAGCCCAUCGCCAUGCUGUAUAAAGGCCUCACCUUCUUCCACAGAGGCAUGCUCAAGGAAGCCAUUGAGACAUUCAAAGAGGCUCUGAAGUUGAAGUCUGACUUCAUAGAUGCCUAUAAAAGCCUUGGACAGGCCUACAGAGAGUUGGGUGAUUUUGAGUCAGCAAUGGAGAGCUUCCAGAAAGCCCUCAUGUUGAAUCAGAACCACAUUCAGUCUCUCCAGCUCCGAGGCAUGAUGCUGUACCACCACGGCUCGCUGCAGGAGGCCAUAGGCAACUUCAAGAGGUGUCUCCAGUUGGAGCCCUACAACGAGGUGUGCCAGUACAUGAAGGGGUUAAGUCACGUGGCGAUGGGGCAGUUCUACGAGGGCAUCAAAGCUCAGACUAAAGUCAUGUUGAACGACCCUCUGCUGGGACAGAAGGCCAGCUCAGAAUACCUCAAAGUGAAAUACCUCAGAGAGUACUCUCGCUACCUGCACUCCCACCUUGACAUCCCAGUAGCAGAGUACAACGUGGACCAGGAUUUACCCGGGAACUUUAAGAAUCACUGGGCCAAGAACCUGCCUUUUCUAAUAGAGGACUAUGAAGAACAGCCCGGCCUGCAGCCACAUAUCAAGGACGUGCUGCCGCAGAACUUCGACAGCUACAGCAGUGAAGUUCAGAAGCUGAUCUGCACAGCCGACCACUUGGGGGCGUUAAUGCAAUACGACACUCCUGGUUUUUUACCUAACAGGAGAAUACACAGAGCCAUGGGUUUAGCGACCCUGGAGGUGAUGCAGGCUAUGCAUCGGACGUGGAGCAACUCCAAAGUGCGAGUCAACGGCAAGACCAGGCAAAUGCAGUGGAGAGACAUGUUCGAUAUAGCUGUCAAAUGGAGGAGGAUCGCGGAUCCAGACCAGCCAGUUCUGUGGUUGGACCAGAUGCCUGCCAGGAGUCUCAGUCGAGGCUUCAACAAUCACAUCAAUCUCAUCAGGGGACAGAUUAUCAACAUCAGAUAUCUGGCCUACUUUGACAACAUCCUCGACUUCAUCAAAGACAGAAUACUGGUGUACCACGGGGCGUACAACCCCAGAGGACUCUUAGAAGUCCGCCAGGCUCUCGAAAAUGUGAAUAAAGUAGAAGAUCUGCUUCCUAUAAUGAAGCAGUUCAACAGUAAAACCAGAGAUGGCUUCACGGUCAACUCCAAGGUGCCGAGCAUGAAGGAUCUUGGGAAAGAGUACGACGGUUUUACCAUCACCAUCACUGGAGACAGGGUUGGCAACAUGUUAUUCUCAGUAGAGACUCAGACGACAGAAGAGCGGACGCAGCAGUACCAGUCAGAGAUAGAGUCCAUCUACAAAGACCUCACCGCCAAAGGAAAGACAUUAAUGCUGUCCACUGAGCUCGGGGAUGCAGAUGCUGUGUGUAACCUGAUCCUCUCCUUGGUUUAUUACUUCUGCAACCUCAUGCCGCUCUCCAGAGGGUCCAGUGUGGUGGCCUACUCAGUCGUGAUGGGAGCACUGAUGGCCAGCGGGAAAGAGGUCAUCGGCAGGAUCCCGAAAGGAAAGCUGGUGGAUUUUGAAGCCAUGACCACACCCAGUCCAGACAGCUUCAGUAAAACAGCAAAGAACUGGAUGAAUCUCAAAAGUUUGCCAGGUUGGUACCAGAGUCUUCCAUCUGUAGCAGAGACCUUCCCGUCCACCAGAACGAUGAUAGAGGUUCUCAACACAGACUCGUCUUCACACUGUCCGAAGAAGUCCUAACACGACUUCUACGCAGGGAGAGAAGUCGGUUUAAUAAAGUCUUAAUAAUGAAGCUUCUACACUGGGCAGAACAAAGGGACUUUUCUUCUUCUUCUGCAACCCAAACAACAAAAACUGGAUUCAGUUCUCCAAAAGCAGCUUCGCUUUUUUAUGGCAGUUAAUUCAAUUUAAAGACGGGAAAUCAAAGUGUUAAUUGACGCGUUUGGGAAGCAGCUUGUGUCUCUUCUGGAGGUGAUAUUACAAAUUCAACAAAUUACUCCAGAAGAGACUUUUUCUCUAUGAAGUGGUGACAUUGUUUGGUUUGUGGAAAACUUUAAUUAAUCUUAUUCCGAUAUCAGAUCCCCCCCCGCCCCCCCUCCAGAUCCUGCUCUGUUCUCUGUCAUCCUCCCUGAAAUCCUCCCUCACACGACUCCCAACAAGAGUCAAGGAGUUCUUACUCCACUCACACUGGACGCCUUUAACUUUGUACACCGGCGUUGACACAAACAUUUAGUAAUAUUAAUAUUAAAGACGUCAGUUUAACUGGGACCCAGUUCAAGUUCAAAAUGAUGUAAUGAUAUGUAGACCUUUUUCACAGCAGCCACUUUUGACAUGAAAUAGUUGGGUUAACACCAGGGUUCCCACAUGUCCUGGAAACACCUGGAAAUUGAUUAAAAAGAGCCAAAUAUCCUGGAAAUAAUUUAUGUUGUCCUGGAACAUUUUAAUUGCAUUUUAGCCCCUCUCGUAUUUCGUUUUAAACGCGACUGUUGGCAGGAAAACUUACGACGUGGAUUCUCACGAAACCCAGUGGAAGAUUGUCUUGUUGUUGUUUAUAAAUACAUGCACAGCGAUGUUAACUGAACCAUAAAACCUUUUAUUUAAUUGGCCAAAAGGUGAGACGAUGAAUUUAUGGUAAAAUAAAUUCUACUUAAUUGUUAUUUAUAGGAAGAUACAAACUGGUCACAUUUAGUCUGUUUACUGGAGAGUACGCAGCGGAGUGUCUCACAAACGCUGACCACCUACCUGUAAUGAACUUCAUUAAACAAUAAGAAAUAAAACUGCGGUGAAGUUAAGACCUACCAGUAAACUAUAGGACCGUUUGUGAACCAGCGCCGUCCUGUAUUGUCAAUAAAACUCCUGGAACAUAUCCUGGAAAGGUCCUAAAGUAUCCUCCGUAACACCUCUGUUUACCCUCUUAUUUCACCUCCAAAUGGCUGCUGUGAAAAAGGCUUAAAGAAUCUUUAUUCAGGUGGUUCUUUUGAUUAGCCCCAAUAUUCCCAAACUACAGCUGCUUGGGGGAAGAUGACGGAGAACGUUAGAGCCACAGUUUGGGAUGCAGAAGUGAUUCUCUCUCUCUCUCUCUCUCUCUCUCUCUCUCUCUCUCUCUCUCUCUCUCUCUCUCUCUCUCUCUCUCUCUCUCUCUCUCUCUCUCUCUCUCUCUC
Messenger RNA from Dicentrarchus labrax (European seabass), 3993 nucleotides. RefSeq names its product tetratricopeptide repeat domain 13 (gene ttc13). Gene Ontology annotation, molecular function: protein binding. NCBI's taxonomy places the organism in Eukaryota, Metazoa, Chordata, Actinopteri, Moronidae. The transcript has 23 exons. The record is from RefSeq and is a predicted model, not a curated record. The coding region runs from base 92 to 2572 and encodes 826 amino acids.